Messenger RNA from Seminavis robusta, 1081 nucleotides. The record is from the annotation of a GenBank genome assembly. NCBI's taxonomy places the organism in Eukaryota, Bacillariophyta, Bacillariophyceae, Naviculales, Naviculaceae.
UUCGUGACUCGACUCAGACGAUCCUUCUUCUUUGAACUUCUUUCGCGGUUGCAGCAACGCGGGAACGUAGGGUAGCAACGGCAGAGUGCAGAGGCAGUAGAGAAGUUGUUGGUGUUGUUGAAGUCUCCUCAAUGGCUCCUUGGAACCUCGUCCCGAGUGUUCUCUUACCCCUUCUUGUGGCAAUCGUAUUGGCUUACCGUUACAAUGGUCGCAACAAUCCAAUAGCACCACCAAGCGACGGGCGUGGCUACUUUGCGGGUGACUACAUGAUCUCGACACCAGGAUUCUUUCUCGUCCAAGAGCCAACACAUUCAGGAAGCAAGAGCCUGCUUCGAUUUGCAUUAGAUAAGGAUGGAGAGAUAACGUUCACGGACCCAACCUUUCGAUCUGCCAUGGUGGACUAUGCCAUGGAAUUCACAGUUCUAUUUCAUGGAAACAUUCACCCCCAAGCCGACACCAGCAGUAAUAUCAAUACCAUGCCGUUGGGCCCGCUGUGUCGAAUACGAUGGACUUGGAUGAAUGAUGCAGGACCAGAACUCUACGAGCUUGGUUUGUUACCAGAGGGACCGGGCUAUCAUUAUCAUCCUAUAGCCACUAGGAGGCGACUCAAGGCAGACCGUCAGGUGGCGCUGGUGUUUGCCUUUUUGACGACCAACGAUGGCGACCCUUGGAGUGGACCAGAUUUACAGGCAUCGCUAGUUUCCUUUUUUCCGGCGCCAGGUUCUCAAUAGCGCCAGCUAGGAAGUACGGGGUGGUUAGUGUGUGGUUGGGUUAGCAGAUGGCCCGAGUCCAAAUGUUUGCUACCGUACCGGUACCUCAGGUAAAGAUCGAGGGGAUUUCGUGCAUGAAGACGGCGCCCGUCCCUCCGUGCAGGCAUACAUACGUUUCAGUAAACACAAGCAAUCUGCAAUAGGCGUCGCCAAGGCGUCCAAUACAGCCAAGACAGUACAGUACAUUUCAUUACUUUGGCAUGAAACGGAUUCCAAGGUAGAUGCACAAGGUGGUAUUAAAGUACGGGAAUGUAGGUCGUCUCCUCACACGGAAUACUAGCAAAAUUUAUUAAAAGUCAUGGUUAAUAGCU